Diospyros lotus (date-plum) is the source of this 2720-nucleotide messenger RNA. RefSeq lists its product as uncharacterized. Bases 159 to 2615 code for a protein of 818 amino acids. Gene Ontology annotation, molecular function: protein binding. The record is from RefSeq and is a predicted model, not a curated record. The transcript has 10 exons. NCBI's taxonomy places the organism in Eukaryota, Viridiplantae, Streptophyta, Magnoliopsida, Ericales, Ebenaceae.
CCGAAGGGAUCGAAACGGUUGAAAAACCCUUGCUCCCCAAAUUCUUCCCCUCUCUCACUCUACUUCUUCCGAAGUCCCUCAUUUUCUUUGCUUACUUUCCAAUCCUUAUUAUUCAUCUUCAAUGGGCUUUUGAUCCUUCAACUAUUUAUCUCUCGGAGAUGGUUGCCGGUUCUCGAAUGGAAGGUGACGUCCCAAAUGAUUCUCCUCUCGUCCUUGUAACCAUUCGUAUCCGGGAAAUUGGGAAUUACUCUGAUGAUGAGAUAUACGAGGCCCUUAAAGAGGCCAACAUGGACCCUAACGAGGCGGUGCUGAAUUUGGUGAAUAAGGAGCCAUUUCAUGAAGUGAAGAGAAAAAGAGAAAAGAAGAAAGAGAAUACAAGGUCCAAGGAUUUGGCAGAGCCAAGAAAACCUAGUGAGCAUGCAGUUCAAGGGAUGAAGACAUCUAGUCAUGGAAUUCGAAGAGGAGGCAAUAGUCGUGGUUCUAUAUCUGGAGGUGGUCGGGAGUUUCGUGUUGUCAAAGACAAUAGAAUCAAUCAAAAUGCCAUUACCCCUUCACCACAAUGUUCAACAUUCACCAGUGAGCAUGUGAAAUCUAAUGCUUCUGAGAAGGGGCAAUCCCAGGAUACUAAUUCAAGUGGUACUACUGGAAAACUAAUGUGGGAGAAGAGACAGGCUCAAGUUCCAACAGGCAGGACACAGGUGCAAGCAUCUAAACCAGAUGAUUCUCUGCCAAAUUCCUUGUACCAAUCUCCGGAAGGGGUAUACUCAUCUUCUUCAGAUCCUGUUCAUGUCCCGUCUCCUGACUUGAGAUCAGCUGCUACUGUUGGUGCUAUUAAGCGUGAAUUUGGAGCAGUAGGUGUUCGUCGUCAGUCUGGUGAAAAUUUAGCGAAUCCUUCAUUUGGACAAAGCAUUUCUUUCUCAAACUCGCUUCUUGGGAAGGAUGGUAACUCUUCUAGGGAAUCAUUUCAACCUUUUACUACCACUAAUAAAAGUGAACAACCAAGUCAAGCUGCUGUACCUGAUUCUGUUGUGCCCAGCUUGCCAAUCAGCAGAUCUUUCUUGAGCAAUCAAUAUAGUAGCAGACAGCAUCAACAAGUUGUGGGUAAUCAAAAAGCCUCCCGGCCUAAUAAGGAGUGGAAACCAAAACUGAUCCAAAAAUCAAGCCUCAACAGUCAUGGAGUCAUUGGGACACCUGCAAAAUCUUUCCCCCAGCCUGCUGAUAAUCCAAAGGACUUGGAAAUAGAUGUAGCUCAGGUGCAAGAUAAGCUGUCACAUGUGAAAAUUUAUAAGAAUCAAAAUGUAAUCAUUGCGGGGCAUAUUCAAGUUCCAGAAUCUGACUGCUGUCAGCUGACCUUUGGCAGCUUAGAGUUGGCUUCUUCCAGGAAUUCGUCCGAAUACCAUGCAGUUGGAAAUGCAGAAAAUUCAUCACCAGAGCCUUCUACAGGUUUCUCAGCCUCUGCCCUAGAGUCCUCCAGUGAUGAAACUUCUGCGAGCAAGCACGUGGAUUUACUUGAUGGUCGAGUCCAAAAUUCUGGUUCUGAUUCUCCAGCAUCAGUUGCAGUAGCUGAACAUCAACUGCAUGAUACGAAAGAGUCUUCAAGUCCCCAAAAUUUGGGCAAUUAUGCUGAUAUUGGCUUGGUCCAUGAUAGCAGCACAUCCUACAACCCUGUAGAGUCACAACAGGAGAAAGAUCCUUCAGAAUUACCAAGUUUCUCUGCAUAUGAUCCCCAGACAGUUUAUGAUGAGUAUUUCAGACAAACAAUGGACGAGACUGUCCGCAGCCAUGGGUUACCUUCUCCUCAGGAGGCUUUGAGCUUGCAUACAGCCAAUGAUGUUCCGGCAUCAACAACAGCAAUGAUACAACAGCAACCACCACCAGUGGAGCAAAUGUAUCCACAAGUUCAUGUUCCCCCUUUUGCUAAUCUUAAUCUUAUGCCCUACCACCAGAUUCUUUCUCCUGUCUAUGUUCCGUCAAUGCCCAUGCCUGGCUAUUCUGGUAAUCCUACCUAUCCUCACUCCUCAAAUGGUAGUAGUUACCUGCUGAUGCCUGGAGGUAGCUCUCAUCUUACUGCAAAUAAUCUCAAGUAUAGAAUCCAACAUUUUAAGCCCGUACCUGCUGGCAGUCCCACUGGGUUUAGAAACUUCACCACUACAACCGCAUAUGCUGUUAAUGGUCCAGGUGUUGGCAGUGCAGCGGGGCUUGAAGAGUCAUCUAGGCUCAAAUACAAGGAUGGCAACCUCUAUCCACCAAAUCCUCAGGCGGAAACAACUGAGGUUUGGAUUCAGAACCCGAGGGAUCUUCCUCCCGGUUUGCAAUCGGCAUCAUAUUACAACAUGCCAGGGCAAACUCCUCAUGCUGCUACUUAUCUACCAUCCCACACUAGCCAUGCUUCCUUCAGUGCAGCACAAUCUUCUCAUAUGCAGCAGUUUUCAGGAUUGUACCAUCCUUCUGCUCAGCCUGCAGCAAUUGCUGGAAAUCCUCACCAUUUGGGUGGAGUUGGAAAUGUCGAGGUUGGGGUAGGGGUGGCUGCUGCAGCAGCUCCUCCUGGGGCCCAAGUUGGUGCUUAUCAGCAACCCCAAUUGGGGGGUCAUGUCAAUUGGACAACACGCUUCUGAUACUAAAAGAGAAUGUCGAGAAUUGGGCCUCUUGUUUGUAUGUAUGUGAUUGUUGUCUUUAAUGUGAAAUGGGCUCCUAAUUUAAUGCAUCAAUUCGGUGUUAAA